Molecule: messenger RNA, 1091 nt
Organism: Spirometra erinaceieuropaei
Lineage: Eukaryota; Metazoa; Platyhelminthes; Cestoda; Diphyllobothriidea; Diphyllobothriidae
Source: the annotation of a GenBank genome assembly
AUGGAACUCCGCAUCGGCACCCUCGAGACGAAGCCCCGCCUGGUAUGUCGUUGGUCGGCUGAUCGGAUGGUACUUCGCAUCGGCAUCGUCGAGAUGAGGCUCCGUCUGGUACACCGCAGGGGGCCACUUACCAAGUGAACCCCCAGGUCCCAGGCUAAUUCGAGUCGUUCUCUCACUGACGCAAAGUCGCGGCUGAUAGUGGACUUCGGCAGAAGUCUGGGAUGGCCGAACAGGCCUAUUUAGGGGUGUACUGCUCGCCACACAACGGGAAGAAGCUAGAAAAAGUGCCCUACAAAUCGUUGGUAACCACGUUGUCUGUAGGCUGGCCGUUGUUGCAGACAAAAAACAUACGAUCGAAACAAUCAAAAUCGCAAAAACAACAACAAUACUCUCUCUCUUCCUCCUUCUGACUAUUGUCCUUCUUCUUCUUCUUCUCCUUUUUUUCUCUUACUCCUCAUCCUCCCCGCCGCCGCCUUAAUCGCCUGACCGGCAGGGUGAGUCCACUAACUCCGGCGGCCCGGAAUGUUCGUUCCCUUUAAGACAAUCCGAGGAACAACAGACCGGAACGGAGGACGGCGUUAUUGGCUCAUGAACUGGCUCGCUACAAGGUGGACAUCGCCGCACUCAGUGAGACCCCAUUUGCUCAACAAGGCCAACUGGAGGAGGUGGGUGCCGGCUACCCCUUCUUCUGGAGCGGUCGCCCCAGGGCAGAGCGACGGGACGCAGGUGUCCGCUUCGCCAUCCGGAAAAAUAUCGUGGGACGACUGCCCUGUCUGCCGCAGGGCACCAACGAUCGCCUGAUGAGCCUCCGCCUGCCUCUCUGGGGAGGCAAAUUCGCCACCAUCAUCAGCGCCCAUGUUCCCACGAUAACCAGCCCUGACGCUGCAAGAGACAAAUUUUACGAGGGCCGGCAUGCCCUUCUGGCGUCUGUGUCGAAGGUGGAUAAGCUGAUUGUCCUCGGUGACUUCAACGCCCGCGCCGGCACGGACCAUGCUGCCUGGAGAGGAGCGCCAGGUACCCAUGGUCCAACGGUUCCAACGACAAUGGCCUGCUUCCUCUCCGCACCUGCGCAGAACACCGCCCAAUCCUGA